This is a messenger RNA of Perkinsus marinus ATCC 50983, 306 nucleotides long. RefSeq lists its product as hypothetical. The transcript is spliced from 3 exons. The record is from RefSeq and is a predicted model, not a curated record. Lineage: Eukaryota; Perkinsozoa; Perkinsida; Perkinsidae. The coding region runs from base 1 to 306 and encodes 101 amino acids.
AUGACACCGGCUGAUGGUACGGCCAAGACGUCCCCUCGGCCACGUCCGGCUAGCAUAUUAGCGCACCACUUACGAGAGAAUAAUCAACUACAAGCAGAGGUAGAGAACCUCAAGGGCGAGCUCGAGCGCAAGUCUGGGACGAUAGAUAGGCUCAAGGCCAGUUGCACUAACUCAUCGUGUACUCGAUGUCCGAUACUCCUGCAUCGUGUGAAGGAGCUGGAGGAGCUGGUCAAUGAGAUGAACAAGAUGGCGGGGCAGCAGAUGUCCCAAGGUAGGGACACGGCCAAGAGGACGGGUGACCAUUGA